Anopheles aquasalis is the source of this 1341-nucleotide messenger RNA. Its product is annotated as clotting factor G beta subunit-like. The record is from RefSeq and is a predicted model, not a curated record. Gene Ontology annotation, biological process: proteolysis. NCBI's taxonomy places the organism in Eukaryota, Metazoa, Arthropoda, Insecta, Diptera, Culicidae. Gene Ontology annotation, molecular function: serine-type endopeptidase activity.
UCCGUUUGGAAGUGUACCAGGGCUUGGAUUCUUUAGUCACUUGGUACACUUGUCCGAGUCUCUAUCUUGAACUUAAUUAUAUUUUCAAAAUGAUUUUUUUUAUUUGCUUCAUAACAUUGCAUUCAAUCUUUAUAACUACAUCGGCUACAGUAGCAGAUCUUCGUGUUUCGUUCAAUAUCACUCAAGUUAGUAUAUCUAAACCGGCACGCUAUCACGCUAUUCGACUAUUCAACAAUGAUCAUCCAAAUCUCUUAAGACCUGCGUUAAAAAAAUGUCCUGCGUCAAACUAUAUGUUUCUGGUUAAAAUAUUUUCUACUGAAGAGCCGUACUUUUGCCCAGCAGUUUUUGUUAGUGCUGAUUCGUUGAUAGCAUCGGCACUAUGUUUGAAACAAAUGCAAGCAAUAGACGAUCAUCCUUCAAAUCACAUGUUCGUAAUGGUCGAAGCGGAAAACGUGUUCUUCUACGAUGGCGGAAGGCGAUAUGUGAGCAAGAUCUUUUUCCAUCCAAAACUAGAGGAAAAUCCUGCUUACUACAACCUGGCUAUAUUAAAGCUACGAAAUCCGAUUCGCGAUACGGGCUUAGUAAAUGGUCAGAGCGUUAUAGCUUGUCUAUGGUCCGAGAAUAAAUUGCGCAGUGAUAUGUUCUAUUUGGGGGAAUGGUUCAAAUACCAGCCUGAAAGGAAUGCCGCUUUCCGAUGGCUAGAGUUGCCCCUGAUUUCCAGGAAAGAGUGCAGAGACGAGAUAUUGAAUGCUAAGGUGGAUGUACCCGAGCUGGAUCAAGGUAUCACUGAAUCUCAGGUGUGUGUAAAGGAUAACAAUAAUCGAUCCAUGAUAGAGUUUUGCGAAGAGCGAUCAUCUGGUCCAUUGUUCAUGACCCUUGGGGAUACGGUAUAUAUUGUUGCUAUGCCUACAGUUCAUAUUGAUGACUGUAAUGUCCGGGUUGAGGUAUUCAAUCGUAUAUACGUCGAACUGGAUUGGAUAGAAGCUAUCGUUUGGCCACAUUUAGAAUGAAAUAAAUGUGCUUUAUUAGAAGCGAUAUUCGGUUAAUAAGCUGUACAGCAAGAUUUCAAUAAAAACUUCGGUAAAAAACCAAUAGCUACAAAUGUAUCGGUAAAAAUAAAGAAUAGACCCGCAACUCAGUGACCAAAAAUCCGCUGUUUCUAUUUUUUUGAGAUAAAACCAAAGCGGUAAAAGUAAAGAUGUUUUUUAGUAAAAUUAAUGUGCCAGUAAAGAGCUCCGCGAUGAUCGGGGUCGUACCAGUGGUCCAUACAAAGGGGGCGUUUUAUGGUGUUACACCAACUAAACCCAUGGCUCACGAAAAAUCGUCCCAUUUUAAUGUAGU